This is a messenger RNA of Phytophthora nicotianae INRA-310, 2628 nucleotides long. RefSeq lists its product as hypothetical. Lineage: Eukaryota; Oomycota; Peronosporomycetes; Peronosporales; Peronosporaceae. The transcript has a single exon. The record is from RefSeq and is a predicted model, not a curated record. Bases 9 to 2531 code for a protein of 840 amino acids.
UGCAGCUUAUGGUAAAUGUUUUUUCUUACACAUGUAAUAUAUUUUGUUACUUCUGUUCGUUACUUCACAGGCGAUUCGCUCAUAUGAAGCCAAUCUCAACCCCACCGCCCAUGUACCGACCGUCGCUGUCUUCUGCAGUGAACGACGCGUUUAACUCAUACUGGAGAUUGUCUAGCUCGACCCGUUCAUUGCUGCAAUCGAGUUUACCGAAAUUUCGCGUGGACGCCGACGGAAUCGUGACUUUAGACUGGAAUUCGUGGCUCAGCUGUGUCGAAGCCAACGCUAAAGCUGCCAACGAUAUCGCCAACGCAAUUGAGACGACAUGGGCAUUAGCAAUGGAAGCUGAACAAUUUGUUAGUGAAGCUAUAAAUUUUGACGGGGAAAGUCGCAAUCGGUUAGCAGCUCGUGGUUUGGCUCAUUCAGGUUCAUUGGAACAGAUAGAGGCGAUGCUACGCGGUGGAGAGUAUUUCUUGGCUUUUGUAGUGGGUGUCACGGUCUUGGAAAAGACGUUGUAUGAUUUACACGAUGAAAGAUCAACGUCGAGUGGAUUGGUCACUUCUCGGAAGAAAAAUAUGAUUCUGAGAGACUUGUUGCAUUCAGACAUACUGGUUGCCACACUACCGGAAGGUUUGUCACGUUUGCUGAAGAUUUUAUUUCUGCCAUCAGGGCUAAAUCUACGUAACUUGGCUUGGCAUGGGUUUCUGGCUCCUUUUGAGCUCCCGAAGUGCUUUGGAUGCCUCACACUGCUGCUCAUCAUGGCGCUGCCGAAGCAUUUUGGUAAACUGUCGAGUGGGGGAAUAGUUGAGAAGACGGAACUCGUUCGAAUCGAUAGUUUUGAUUCUAGAUUUACUAUGAUUUAUGGAGAAAAUGGUGAGAUUCAUCAGGAUCUUACCACUGUGCUUCGCCAGGAAGCUCCUUAUGUGCGAGAUGAAGUGAUACGUAAAUGGUCGACAUCACCAUUUAUUCCAUUAGGAAGGUCGAAUCUACUACGACGAGCCAUUGAGAUGUUGGUGGUAAAAGGAGACGAGCUUUGGUUCCUAUUUGCAGUGCUUCCAGUACUCGAGCAUGCUCUUCGGCUUGAGUUUCUUCGUGUGAACCAGGAACGUGCAGGAUUGUCGAGUGCUUACGGCUUAGCUCAGAUUGACGCGUAUUAUUCCACGUUGGAUGGAUUCGGUCAAAAGGAUAAACACCAGGUGUUGCUACAUCCUGCUGUGCUUCGGGAUACUGACAAAGAAGGAAGCUCUAGUGAAGAGACUGAUGUUGCAGGGUCAGUGGCGAAUGCUCUGUAUGAAAAACUGCCUUUCGCUUCGUUAGCGGUGCUUCUGGAUCUGUUUAUGAUGUCGAACGGACCGAACCUUCGUGCUAAACUCUGCCACGGAGAAGCAAACUUGUCGAGUUUUCUCGAUAGUCGAGGUACUACUACAAUCUCAGUAGCAACUCGACUGCUAUUAGAAGCACUCGUUCUACUCUGCGAGACCAGUCGAGGACAAGACAUUGCGCAUGAAGCUGCCAAGUUUUCAACCUCUGCUCCCGUCCGUCAGUGUUUACAGUCCUUUACAACCACCACUUCAAGCUCAUUUCACCCAUUCUACCGCUUGCAUCGAGCUCUGAGUGCGGUCCACUGCGUGACAGCGGAGUUUGCUGCUUUUCGUUCACUUUGGACAACCUAUCACCUGGAAGAUGUCCACAAUCAUGGAGCCGAAACUACAAAAAUUUCAAGCCUCACUCGAGUUGUUUUUGAUACGAUCCAAACCCGUGACGGCGUCAAAUUUACGUUAGUGGAGAAAACCGACCGAGUCGUGGGGUUUCUUACAGCUUUAGAUUGGACUGCUACGCCUGAAGCAAGUACUCUUACAAAGAAGAAAACCUUUGCGCAACUGAUCAGGCAACUCGGUCGUCAAUUGCGCGACGUUGCAGAUCGAAUCUGUAGUGAUUUCAAGUCGAAUCACCGCUCAAAUGCAACGGAGAGUCGAAGCAGUGUCUUCCUCGCGCUAAUGGACGGAAAAAACUCAUCAGGUCGCAGCUCUAUGAGUCUCCUGGAGAGAUCAAUGGAACGGAACCUGCUCGCAUUGAGCGAUCAAGACGGACUCAGUGUGGCUUCGUGUAUGAUGGAGAUCAUCACGUGUUGCCAGCGAUCACUUCAGGCGUUCCGCUCCCGUGUUGAGCAAUUACAGCGGCUUGUGACUGAAGGGAAAGCACGUACAAACCACCGACGUACGUUGCUCACCAGUAUCUUCUUCCUCCCUGCAUUUGAGUACAUGCAGUUGAUGAGUUUGGGUAUAGUGGAGCAUCAACUCGUCCACUUGUACGACGUCGCUCGUCAACAAAAGAGCACAAAUAUCUCUCUUUGUCCUCGAGCCGUGAACGUGGAGCAACUCCAACGCAAACUCCUGCAGUGCAUCACGUCGUUUGAAGGUUGCACAGGCGGCAGUGAGGCUUCACAAAAGAGUGGUGAACAGGCAGUCGAGCGAGCUCUACAGUUCUUAAACUCGAAAGCUGUCAAGGCAGCGUUUCCACCUUCAAAAUGCUGAAUAGAAAAUAAUUAAAGGAUACCAGGGUGCGUCGCUUUAGGCUUGGAGCACUGUAGAAACGUGAAGAAAUAAUUGAUGAAGUGCCUUUAUUAGUUGU